CGGGCUCUGGCGGAUUAAGCAGGGGCUCAGGGCUUAUGUCCCGCACUGGCCACUGCACAGGCCUGGGGGAGGACGGAGGGACUCGUCUACGUGGGCCGCAGGAGGUCCCCCGAGGCCAGCGAGGCUGCGCUGUUGGUGGCAGGAGCCCCCGCCCAGGGCAUUGGACAAGCGUCGAGGGCGAGGCGCCCGGCAGUGAGACUGGCACGUCACUGGACAGCCCGUCGGCCUACCACCAGGGCCCCUUAGCGCCCAGUGCCAGCCUGAGCCCAGACCACUACGAGCACACCUCGGCAGGAGCCUAUGGGCUGUACUCGGGGCCGCCAGGGCAGCGCGCGCGGAGGCCCAAGCUGCAGCACUCGACCUCCAUCCUACGCAAGCAGGCUGAGGAGGAGGCCAUCAAGCGCUCACGGUCGCUCUCUGAGAGCUAUGAGCUCUCCUCGGACCUGCAGGACAAGCAGGUGGAGAUGCUAGAACGGAAGUAUGGGGGACGCCUCGUGACCCGCCAUGCGGCCCGCACCAUCCAGACGGCCUUCCGCCAGUACCAGAUGAACAAGAACUUCGAGCGCCUGCGCAGCUCCAUGUCGGAGAACCGUAUGUCGCGCCGGAUCGUGCUGUCCAACAUGAGGAUGCAGUUCUCCUUCGAGGGGCCUGAGAAGCUGCACAGCUCCUACUUCGAGGGGAAGCAGGUCUCCGUGACAGGUGAUGGCUCUCAGUUGGGGGCCCUGGUGCCAUCUGAGUGUGGCGAUCUUGGCGAGCCACCCGCUCUCAAGUCUCCAGCCCCCUCCAGCGACUUUGCGGAUGCCAUCACAGAGCUGGAGGACGCCUUCUCCCGGCAGGUGAAAUCGCUGGCCGAGUCUAUCGACGAUGCGCUCAACUGCCGCAGCCUGCACGCCGAGGAGGCGCCAGCCCCCGACGCGGGGCGGGCCCGGGACGCCGAGCCCAAGCCGGCCCUGCAUGGCGUGGACCACCGCAAACUGGACGAGAUGACGGCCUCGUACAGCGAUGUCACCCUGUACAUCGACGAGGAGGAGCUGUCGCCACCACUGCCCCUCUCACAGGCAGGGCACCGCCCAUCCAGUGCCGAGUCGGACCUGCGGCUGCGGGCUGGGGGCACCGCCCAGGACUACUGGGCCCUGGCUCACAAGGACGACAAGGGGGACACGGACACGAGCUGCCGGAGCACACCAUCGCUUGAGCGGCAGGAGCAGCGGCUGCGGGUGGAACACCUCCCACUGCUCACUAUCGAGCCGCCCAGCGACAGCUCCGUGGACCUCAGUGACCGCUCGGACCGCGGCUCGCUCAAGAGGCAGAGCGCCUAUGAGCGCAGCCUCGGCGGGCAGCAGGGCAGUCCCAAGCACGGCUCCCAUGGUGGCCCCCCCAAGGGCCUGCCCCGGGAGGAGCCGGAGUUGCGGCCCCGGCCCCCCAGGCCCCUCGACAGCCAUCUGGCCAUCAAUGGCUCAGCCAACAGGCAGAGCAAGUCCGAGUCGGACUACUCAGAUGGGGACAAUGACAGUAUCAACAGCACGUCCAACUCCAACGACACCAUCAACUGCAGCUCUGAGUCGUCGUCCCGUGACAGCCUGCGGGAGCAGACGCUCAGCAAGCAGACCUACCACAAGGAGACCCGCAACAGCUGGGACUCCCCCGCCUUCAGCAACGAUGUAAUUCGCAAGAGGCACUAUCGCAUUGGCCUCAACCUCUUCAACAAGAAGCCUGAGAAGGGCGUCCAGUACCUCAUUGAGCGUGGCUUUGUGCCCGACACGCCCGUGGGGGUGGCUCACUUCCUGCUGCAGCGCAAGGGCCUCAGCCGGCAGAUGAUUGGCGAGUUCCUGGGCAACCGGCAGAAGCAGUUCAACCGCGACGUGCUGGACUGCGUGGUAGACGAGAUGGACUUCUCUGCUAUGGAGCUGGACGAGGCCCUCAGGAAGUUCCAGGCGCACAUCCGGGUCCAGGGGGAGGCUCAGAAGGUGGAGCGGCUCAUCGAGGCGUUCAGUCAGCGGUACUGCAUCUGCAACCCUGGGGUGGUGCGGCAGUUCCGGAACCCGGACACCAUCUUCAUCCUGGCCUUCGCCAUCAUUCUGCUCAACACGGACAUGUACAGCCCUAACGUCAAGCCGGAGCGCAAGAUGAAGCUGGAAGACUUCGUCAAGAACCUCCGAGGGGUGGACGACGGCGAGGACAUUCCCCGGGAGAUGCUGAUUGGCAUCUAUGAGCGGAUCCGAAAGCGGGAGCUGAAGACCAAUGAGGACCAUGUGUCCCAGGUGCAGAAGGUGGAGAAGCUCAUUGUGGGGAAGAAGCCGAUUGGAUCCCUGCAUCACGGCCUGGGCUGCGUGCUCUCUCUGCCCCACCGGCGGCUGGUCUGCUACUGCCGGCUCUUCGAGGUUCCCGACCCAAACAAGCCCCAGAAACUCGGGCUGCACCAGCGAGAAAUCUUCCUGUUCAACGACCUCCUGGUGGUCACCAAGAUCUUCCAGAAGAAGAAGAACUCGGUGACGUACAGCUUCCGGCAGUCCUUCUCCCUGUACGGCAUGCAGGUCCUGCUCUUCGAGAACCAGUACUACCCCAAUGGCAUCCGGCUCACGUCUGCCGUCCCCGGAGCAGACAUCAAAGUGUUAAUAAACUUUAAUGCUCCCAAUCCUCAAGACAGGAAGAAAUUCACCGAUGAUCUGCGGGAGUCCAUUGCGGAGGUGCAAGAGAUGGAGAAGCACAGAAUAGAGUCGGAGCUCGAGAAGCAGAAGGGCGUUGUGCGGCCCAGCAUGUCCCAGUGCUCCAGCCUCAAAAAGGAGUCAGGCAACGGGACGCUGAGCCGGGCCUGCCUGGACGACAGCUACACCAGUGGCGAGGGCCUCAAGCGCAGCGCCCUCAGCAGCUCCCUGCGGGACCUCUCCGAAGCGGGGCAAGCCAGGCCGUGCUGACAGGUGUGUCCCGUGUACUCUGUGCUGCCACGUCCCUGUGUUUUAUGCUGAUGAAUGAAAUGGAGUGAAGCCCUCUAAACUGUCUGGAGAUGUCCUCUCCCGCUGCCCCUGGUCUUGCUUUCCCCGCACAGGUCUUCCUGGGAAGCCCGGGCCUCCGUCCAGCCCAGAGGCGAUGGCCACGGCUGGCUCUGGGAUGUCAGGGGAAAGCCCUGGCAGAAACUGUGGUUUUUGUUGCUGUUGUUUCUUUGUUUCUGUGUGUGUUUAAUUUGCUGCCAGCCUCUUAAACCCAAGCAAGCAGCACUCCUCAAGCCUCCCAGAUUUCCCGGGGCAAGGUGUCCCUGGAGCGUCAGGGAGCAGGGAGCUUCUGUGGGCAGCCUUCACUGGCCUGGUCCUCUCGGCUGGGGCAGGUGAAGGAGGGAAGCGUGGGAGCAGAACCAGCCAGAACCUGUGAGCCCUGUUCCAGCCUGCUUUGCCUACUGGCGCUGCCAGAGGAGCUGUGAAGUGAGGGGUGCACCCCAGCAGCCCCUUACUCCCCGCCCCAGUCGUGUCUAGCUUGUCAGCUUCUCCAGGGAGGAGGCUCAGGGGCUGCGAGGGAGCAGAGGUUUCAGGGCAUUGUUGCACAGUGUGUGCGUGGCUGGGCCGGCCCUGUGGGCUCCCAGGACCCUAGGCUCUACCUGCCCCGAGGCCCCGGGCGCCCCUCCCCAGGAGCCUGACACAUCCCCUGGUUGCUGGGGGACGAUCUCAGGCCAAGAUCGGCCUCCUCCCCUCCUAGGGGCUUGCCCACUCCACCCUGCCUCAGGCAUCACCGCGUGGCCAGCUCUGGGCUCCCCUAAGAGAGCAGCUCAUGACUCCAUCCCACACCUGCCCCGCCAGCAGCACUGCCUGCUCCCUUCGGCUUAUUCAUUUCUCAGAAAUUUUUUUUUCUCUUCUUUUUUUUUUUUUUUUGAGUUAAAUUUUUUCCUUUGCUUUUUUUGUCUUGUCUUUUUUUUUCAUAGUAAAAAUCAGCAAUCCAUCACCAGCAUGAGGGUUAACCAGGGUUUCUCAACCCCAGCACUGUUGACAUGUUGGGGCAGAUAAUUCCUUGCUCUGGGGACUGUCCUGUGCAUGAUGUUUAGCAGCAUCCCUGGCCUCUCCCCACAAGAUGCCAGUAAUACUCCCCAGUCAUGACCAUCGUUAGUGUCUCUAGAAAUUGCCAGGUGUCCUCAGUUGGCAAAAUUGCCGCUGGUUGAGAAGCACUGGUGUCCCCAUGGCUUGUUAAACCCAGAUAAGCUUAAGUGGACAGCUCUGGGCCUCUGCUGGCUGGGGUCGAGCCCGUGUUUGAGUUUGUGCAGUGGGGCAGGCUCUGGCCUCUCUGUCCCCUGAUGAAGCCCCUGGAGGGCCGGGGCCUGCCCUGUCCAGCCCCUCAGGGAGCAGUGGCUCUGUUGGAACCAAGGCUCUCAGCAUGGCCAGCCACACCCACUCCGGGUCCUGGUAGUCAGGACCUCAGCUCUCCACUCUCUGCCAGAGCUUAGGGGUCAGACAGACCCACAUGCGCAGGCCCACAGACAUGUGAGGGAUGGAGCUCCAAGGGUUGGUUGGUUGCCACUUACUGUUACUAUUGCCAUUGUCAUUUGGGGAUUCUGAGCUGAGAAGGACACCACGGAUUGAGUCUUCUCAGGGCCUGAAGCCACAAGGAAAAGAAUCCCCAGGAAAGAAAGCCCCCUGCACCCAGGGAGGUUGGAGGGCUAGGUGAGUCUAGCAGCUGCCAAGGCCCAGACUGGGGAUGGGCCACCUGCAACCUCCAGAGGCAGACAGGCGAAUGUCGGCAGGCUUCCCUGAAGAUUCUGGGCUUGGCAGCUGGAGACGUGAAAUUAUGUGCUCUCCAGAGGCAGCAUCACUCCCACCCCCCAUGGCCCUCACCAAGAAGAGCUUGUCAAGAAGAGGCAAGGCGUUGGGGGCAGCCUCUCCGCUCAGGAAAGCGGACACUCAGUGGUCGGCAUGUCAUCACUCUCAGAGCAGCUGCCCUGGCCUACAGUCACACACGCAUCCAGGAGACAGCACACAGGAACGUGGCCCCAGCCCGGCGUGAACCCUGGGCAUGGGAGAAGCAGUUGCAGUUUGCUGGGCCACGGGGAAGCCCAGCAGCAGAUGCCUCCAGGAGCCCCUGACGUUCCAGAGCUAGAGGGAGGGGCCUGACCUCCAGCUCCAGCUCCCGGCUCAGCUUCCAGGCCUUGCCUUCUGUCUCUCCACGUGGCCUUCCUUUGGCCAGGGCCCCAGGCUCAUUUCAGUGGCACCAGAGCCCUGCUGGCCAGAAAUCAAGGACCUGCAGGAACCGUGACCAGAGGCGUGACUGGGCCUUAGUCCCUUUCCCAGAUCAGUCAAGUCCUGGUGCACACUGUCCAUGGGUCUCUGAGUCCACAGCAGUCCCCACAGAGAGAACGUCUCCCAGGGGCUAAAAGACCUGUCUGCACCUGUCAUCGGCCCAGGGGGAGACCUGCUGGGUCCUGCACCAGGGCCACCCUCUCUGGGGAGAGUUGGCAGCUCUUGGCGGCCAGUUUCCAAAGCGGCACCUGCUACCCAAGGACAGGCACUCUGCACAGGAAAUGCACUGGGGCCACACUCAGGAUGGCCACCGAAGCAGAACCCAGCAGAGGGCACACAGCACAUGGGUUCUGGAGUCACAUCCAUGAGAUCAUCUCCCCUCCACCUGCCACUCGUGAGCUGUCAGGCUCUGGACAAGUUAUAUCUCUGGGCCUCAGUUUCCCCAUCUGCAAGGUGGGGACUAGUACUGCACUCCAAGAAUCUCUGUGAGAGUCAACGCCUGCAAAGCAUUCAGAGCAAGGCCUGGCACAGCGUGCGUGGCUGUUGUCGCUGAGUGGGUGCCCCUCAGCCCCUAGCCUUGCUAAGGGCCAAAGCAAGACCUCUGGGCAGAGAGCCCUGCCUGGAUCCUGUCCUGACGCUGAGAGCAGGGGAAGGCUGUGAAGAACCGUGCCAGGAGCCCCUUCCACACAUGGUCCUGAUCCCAGCCGUGGCGGGCUGGCAGGGCCUGGUCUGGCUCUAGGAGAGGCUGGUACAGGAUCCGGGGGGGGGGGGAGGUACCUGGACGGAGAGUGCAGUGAGGGGUGCGUGGCCACAUGGGCACGAGCCCCUGUUCCGGCAUGCUCCGCCUCCAUGAGUAGAUGGUGUGUGCUUGUGUGCACAUGUGCACACCUGGACGCGCGUCUGUAGUGGGCAGCUGUCUGUGGGUGUGCCUGGGGGCGGGGCUCUGGGACUGGAGCACAGAGCGCUCCUGUAGGGACACCCACGUCUCAUGCGGAUCUAGGAGGUUGGAAAGACGAAUUCUAAGAAGCUCAGCGUCAUUCAAAGACAUCCAAGUUAACGCUCUCCUAGAAAAGCCAAACUCUUAAGUCUUGGCCCAAACUGGGGAGGGGAGGGGAGGAGGGUCUUGUUCAACUCCCGGUCAGCACCGUCUGAAGCCCCAGACCUAGCUCCAGGCCUGGCCCAAGUCCUUUCGGCAGCAGCAGGAGACUGGCAUGUGCUGCUGGGCGCUGGCGGAGCAGGCUGUCUUUCCUCCGUCUCUGGUGUUUAGUCAGUCAGAGGAGUCCCCAGGCCUAAGAGGGGCCAGAGAGCAAUUUAAAAACCCCAAAGACAGCAGACGUCUGGGCUUAGCACUUCCACGUGGUACUGCAGCAUCCUGAGUAUCUGAUGCUUGUGGCCACCCCAGGAGGGAGGCAUGCCCAUUUCACAGAUGCAGAAACGGCCAUAAAGAAUCCAAGGAGUGGGGCCGGCCCCAUUGCCAAGUGGUUAGGUUCGCAGGGUUUCGCCAGUUGGGAUCCUGGGCAUGGACAUGGCACCGCUCGUCAGGCCACGCUGAGGCGGCGUCCCACACAGCAGAGCCAGAAGGACCCACAACUAGGUAGGAUAUACACCUGUGUACUGGGGGCUUUGGGAGAAGAAGGGGGAAAAAUGCAUGAAAUCUUAGGAAAAUCACAAUUAAAUUAAAAAGGAAAAAAGAAUCGAAGGAGUGCCAGAUGAGGUCACCCCCCCAGCCAAAGACCCUAGGGAGGCUAGACUCUAACUCUCUCUGUCUUCCUGGCCACUGUGUUGAGGCAGAAGACAGGAAGGGAAGACGGUCAGCCCCUCUUCUCGCACGUGAGGAAAUGUGACCCUCAUCUCUUCCGGCUGGGAACAAGCCAGGCCCUGCUGGUUCUCCUGGUCCUCAGCAGCUGGUAGAAAAUGCUCUUGCCCACGUCCACUGUGUGGCCCUGUCCUGAAUGACCUCUGAGACCCUCUCCCACAUGCCAGAGUCCAGCAAGGCCUUCUCUGGAAUCGAGACUCCCAGCUGGAACCCAGGGUUGGGAUCAGCAGGCAAGGCAAAGGGACCAGACCUCCCUCAAACCUGCUGUUGUAUGCCCAGGACCAAGGCCCUGUCCCAGGCGUGGCCCAGCAUGCUCAGGUGCCACCGUGAGGCUCAGAGGACCCACAGACACCCUCUCCACCCAAUGUGGGGCUGGGGUGUGGGCCACAGGGAGGCACAUGGCAGUCUCCAUCUUCCAGGCUCCUGGGCCUGGCUUGGGGCCAGCUCAGAAAGCAGCAUGGCCAAGAUUUCCAGCCUCAGAGUUGGAUGGACAGACCUGGGUGUGAACUCUGCUGACUGUGGGAAUUGAGCCAGUCAGUCCAUCAGCCAGGGUCUCCAUCUUUUCUUCCUUGGCAUGGACAGAGGGACACCUGUCCUGCAUUAUUGCAGGGCUUGACCAAGAACUGGCAUGGUGCUCAGCUCAUGGCCAGGGCUGCACAAAUGGAAGGCUAGAGAACGUCAAGAGGGAAAGCCUUUCUCUGCCCCCUCUUCACAUCCAUGUUCUCAGAGCGCUGGCCGGAGACCAGACCCCUAAGCUUGGGCAACAUCAUUCCCACUGGCGUCAAUGUCCUGCAGAAAUCCAUGGAGAAUCCUCUGGAGGGACUGUGGAGGCCUGGCUGGGCCCUGGGCAUCCAGGACCAAGAGAAAGACUCAGCCUUCUUCUGACAGCCAACACAUAUUGCGUGCCUACUGUGUGCACUAGGGACAUAAGAAGGCCUGGGCAGGGAGUCCUCACAGCUGAGGGAGUGCUUGUGGCAUCCAGAGGGGUGAGCCCACAGAGGGGAGGCAGGACUUCAGGCCCUGGGCGGAGGGAGGCCUCCCAGCAGCCCCCAGCCCUGUCUGCUGUGCCGGCCAGGGCACUGCACAAACCAAACUCCAGGCCCCAGAGGCACAGGCACAUCUGAUCCACCAAGGAGAAAAGUUUGGGGUGCAAGGUUCGGUUUCCUCCUAAGCACCAGUCCCACCCCGCCAGGAGCGGGAGGUGUGUAUGUCUGUACGUAUGUGUGUCUGCGUGUAUGCAUACGUAUAUGAAAUCCACUGAAAGCCAGGCCUGCAGGACCUCAUUUUGUUUGUUUUCAGCUGUUGGAGAAGCUGCCCUCACCCUGUCCCCUGUCAGCAGAUGGCUGAGGCCUGCUUGGUCUCCGGGUGUCGGGCCCCACCUGUGCCACCUGCCCCAGCCCCCGGAGGCCCCUCCCCACAGACUGCCCAUCCAGGAGAAGGGGUAUAAACUUGGGGCUGGUUGAAAAAGAAUCUUUUUUUUGCUUUUUGCUUAUUAAAAGCCCCCUUUUUUGUUUUUUGUUUUUUGUUUUUAACUCAUUUCUGCCCUGCCACCGGCUUCCCCACUGAGCCCUUCCUCCGACCCUCACACCUGGGCCUGCAGCAGGUGGGCCCCACACCUGAGCCUGGUGGCGGUGGCGGCCCAGUGCCCGGCAGGCAGCGCCGUGGCCUCGUGUCUGUGUCUAACCUCUGGUAUU
Messenger RNA from Equus quagga, 8726 nucleotides. It is a transcript of the gene IQSEC1, whose product is annotated as IQ motif and Sec7 domain ArfGEF 1. Gene Ontology annotation, molecular function: guanyl-nucleotide exchange factor activity; protein binding. Bases 36 to 2915 code for a protein of 959 amino acids. Gene Ontology annotation, biological process: actin cytoskeleton organization; regulation of ARF protein signal transduction. The transcript is spliced from 13 exons. Lineage: Eukaryota; Metazoa; Chordata; Mammalia; Perissodactyla; Equidae. The record is from RefSeq and is a predicted model, not a curated record.